AUGUCUCUCUACUAUGGAGCGGCAGACUCUAAUGAGACAAAUCACGGCGCCAGCAAUGUCGCAGUCAAUGCUAUACCUGGUGCUUCGGCGCAUCAUCUUUCUUCCGCCACCGUCUCCAUGUUGGCCAUCGGUGGAACCAUAGGCACAGGCCUCUUUUUCUCUGUAGCCACGCUUAUAAAACAUGGACCGCUCAUGGCCUUGGGCGCAAUGUGCUAUAUUGCGCUCAUAGUGCUGGUUGUUCUUGAGAUUUCCGGCGAGUUGGCCAUUUUCUUGCCCGAAAACGGGCUGAUCUGCAAGUAUCUGUUCAUGUUCCUUUCGGCGCCCAUGGGUCUUGCCAACAACUUGAUCUACUGGGUCAGCUGGUGUCUCACGUAUGCGCUCGAGCUCUCGAUUGUGGUGUCACUCUGCGGAUUUUGGUUCGAGGACUGGGUUGAAACACACCAGACUUUGCUCAUUCUUGCAGUUUGGGCGCUGCUCACGCUUUUCAACUUGCUUCCGGUCGACUUGUACGGCGACAUUGAGUUUGCCAUUUCGUUGGUGAAAGUGGUGGCCAUUGCGGGCUGGAUCGUGGCGGUGUCGGCGAUUUUGUGUUUCAACGGCGAUGUGAAGAAUGUGUGGAUGGCCCAUUUACCCACGUCUUUGAUCGGGCCCGACUCUGCGCCGGCCGCAUUUGCCGUCAACUUUGUCAGCUGCUUGGUGUUCGCUUCUUUUGUGUUUCAGUCGGUCGAGUCCGUGGCCAUCACCACAGGAGACGUGGUGGAACACGAAAAAACAAUUCCGCAGGUGAUCCGGCUCGUGUUCGUUCGCAUAGUGGUGUUCUACUUGCUUUCGGUUCUUCUCCUCACUUUGCUUGUUCCGUACGACGACCCAGGCUUGCGGUUGGACUCGUCUACAGACUUGAUUGCGUCGCCGUUUCUUUUGGCCUUGCAACACUGCGGUUUCCGCCAAACGGGCGCUCUUUUGCUGGCCUUCAACGUGGUGAUUGUGUCUGCGAUUCUUUCGGCAGCAAACUCCAACGUCUACUUUGGCGCCCGAUGUCUCGAAGCCAUGGCCGAAACACAUCAACACCACAACAAGAUUGCCCGGUUCUUUGCCCGCUCGAAUGGCGCCAACGUUCCUGUUCGGGCCGUGCUCGCAACUUCGGCUUUUGGACUUUUGGCGCUUCUUCUUCGAUUCCAGUCCAUCAAUGCCAUCUUCAAUUUCCUCCUCAUGUGCUGUGCGCUGGCGGGAAUUCUCAUGUGGACGCUUCUCUGUUUCUCGCAUAUCCGGUUUCGCCAGGCUUUGGAAGCACAAAGGAUCCCGUUAUCUCGCUUGAAACAUGUUUCGCUGUGGAACUUGCGUGUUUGGGCCUGGUUUGCCCUGAUCAAUUUGGUGGUGAUUCUCUCGUGCAACGGGCUUACGAAUUUGUGGGAAUUCUCGUGGCUGGGUCUUUUGGGGUCGUACUUGACUCCGCUUCUAUUUUUGGCGCUUUGGAUGCUUUUUCAGGUUGGCUCUUCAGGCUUUGUUCCGUUGGCUGAAGUUGAGCUUUGGCGGGGAAAUUUGAAAGUAGUUGAUGGAUGA
This is a messenger RNA of Clavispora lusitaniae ATCC 42720, 1560 nucleotides long. Its product is annotated as Amino acid permease family protein. Lineage: Eukaryota; Fungi; Ascomycota; Pichiomycetes; Serinales; Metschnikowiaceae. Gene Ontology annotation, molecular function: amino acid transmembrane transporter activity. Gene Ontology annotation, biological process: amino acid transmembrane transport. Gene Ontology annotation, cellular component: membrane. The record is from RefSeq and is a predicted model, not a curated record.